This is a messenger RNA of Psammomys obesus (fat sand rat), 1036 nucleotides long. Its product is annotated as mitochondrial fission regulator 1-like. Gene Ontology annotation, biological process: mitochondrial fission; aerobic respiration. Lineage: Eukaryota; Metazoa; Chordata; Mammalia; Rodentia; Muridae. The record is from RefSeq and is a predicted model, not a curated record. Gene Ontology annotation, cellular component: mitochondrion.
CUAUGGAUGUCUGAAGGACCUGACCUGCAGCCUGGAAGACUUGGCCAUCUCCAUGCUGGGCUGGAUUAAGUGCCUGAUGAGGAUGGUGUUUCAUCGAGUUGGGGUCAGCAUGCAGUCAGUCCUUUGGUCUGGAAAACCAUAUGGUUCAUCUAGAAAUAUCGUAAGGAAAAUUGGUACCAGCUUACCUCUGAUUUAGUGUCCAAGAGUUCAGUUUCCACUUACCAGGCAUGCAACAGAAUGGCAUUCCAUCUGUCCAGGAGAGGAUGUAGUGACAUCUUUUGCUGAUGUUGCAUGGAUAGCCACAGAAGAAGGAGAGUGUUCAACAAGACUCAGGGCAGAGAUGAGGUCCAAGCCUCCCCUUGAGGAUGAACUUCCUUUCCUGGACGAGCCCCCAAGCAGGCACAUCUCCUUACUAAACCUGUCUCAAGAGGAGCCUUCUCCAAAGAUAACACUGGCCAGUGAGGAGGCCUUGCAGAAGAUCUCUGCACUUGAGAAUGAGCUUGCUGCCCUCAGAGCUCAGAUUGCCAAGAUUGUGACCCUGCAGGAGCAACAGAGUCCCAGUACAGGUUGCUUAGAUUCUUCCACAUCUGUUACUGUAAUACCCCUCCCUCCUCCUCCCCCUCCUCCUCUUCCCUCUUCCCCUCUGAUCCACCAAGGUAUGUCAGCUCUUGAUCUGAUUAAAGAGCAAAGAGAGCAAAGACUCAGUGCUGGAAAUGGAAAGACUCUGGCUAAGAGUCACCCAAAGAAGCCUGACAUGCCAAAUAUGCUAGAGAUCCUUAAAGACAUGAGCAGUGUGAAGCUACGGUCUGUCAAGAGGUCAGAGAAAGAUGUAAAGUCUAGGCCAGUGGAUAGUACUGACCCUGCUACCAUCAUAGCAGAGGCUCUGAAAAAGAAGUUUGUUUUUCGGUAUGAUGAGGUUGAAAGAGGUCCAAAGCCAGAGUCAGAGACCACCGCAGAGCCAGUCCUGUUUGGCCCACAUAUAUUGAAGUCUACAGGGAAAAUGAAGGCUUUAAUUGAAAACGUUCCAGACUGUUAA